Exophiala viscosa is the source of this 2229-nucleotide messenger RNA. Its product is annotated as glucose repression regulatory protein TUP1. Lineage: Eukaryota; Fungi; Ascomycota; Eurotiomycetes; Chaetothyriales; Herpotrichiellaceae. The transcript is spliced from 2 exons. The coding region runs from base 1 to 1872 and encodes 623 amino acids. Gene Ontology annotation, molecular function: protein binding. The record is from RefSeq and is a predicted model, not a curated record. Gene Ontology annotation, cellular component: nucleus.
AUGUUCAACGCAACACAACAUCGCGGCCAGCCCAAUCUGGGGCCCGCGCCUCCUGGACCGCCAAAUCACCGUCUGAAUGAGAUCUUUGACUCUCUACGGGCAGAGUUCGAGAAUCAGAACCGCGCCUCGGAGCAAGUCGAGAAUCAAGUGUCUCAACAAAUUCAAGAGAUGGAACUGAUCCGCAACAAGGUUUAUCAGCUCGAACAAAACCAGCUGAAGAUGAAGCAAGACUAUGAGGCUGAGAUUCGCAUGUUACGACACGAGCUCGAACUACGUGGUGGACCUCAAGUACAAUCUCAUAUCGGCGCCCCUGCUCAACACAGCGGCCCCGCGCAAGCUCCUCCUUCCCUCGGCCACGGUCAGGGUGGCCUUUUUAGUGGCAUCAUGGCCAACCAAGGUCAAGGCGGUCCAGGACUCGCUCCACCCCCAGAACAACCUGCUCCUCAACAGCAUCCUCUACAACCUCCUCCACCCACUGGUCAACCUCAAGGCCCUCCCCAACCGCCGUCUGCCUUUCCAGGCUAUGGCCAGCAAGGACCGACCCUGAACGGCUACGGCCCACAGGCUCAGCCUCCCACAAACUCCCCGGGGCUUGGAAAGAACAGGAACAUGACUACACGAGGCGGUCCAGGACCUGCUACACCUCAACAGCAUCCGGGUCAGCCACAACCGAUGCCAUAUCAGAAUGACCCAAGAGCGUCGCCACAAAUUCCGCGUCCAACACCUCCAGGAAGUGACAUGCAACUAGGACCCCGUCAUCAGAUCCCAGGUCAAGGACAUUAUCCCAAUGUUGGCAACGUGCUGGCCGAUCUCAAUCCUGACGACCUCCCCGACCACUUGAAGCGUAUGGGCGCCAAUGGCGAAUGGCAUGCCGUCUUCAAUCCCAACGUCCCGCGUGUGCUCGACAUCACGCUCUUGCACAACCUCGUCCACGAGUCAGUCGUGUGCUGCGUACGUUUCUCUAAUGAUGGCAAGUACGUCGCGACAGGUUGCAACCGCAGCGCGCAAAUCUUCGAUGCUAGAGACGGUCGCAAAGUCUGCGAAUUGCUCGAUGAAAAUGUCCAGGACAAAGACGGUGACCUGUACAUCCGUUCCGUGUGCUUCUCUCCUGACGGCAAGUUGCUGGCGACCGGUGCUGAAGACAAGAAGAUCAGGGUUUGGGACAUUGAGACCAGACAGAUCCGAACCAUUUUCGAUGGUCACGAGCAGGACAUUUAUUCCCUCGAUUUCUCUCGAACUGGCCGACUGAUUGCCUCGGGAUCGGGCGACAAGACUGUCCGUCUCUGGGACAUCGAAUCGAAUCAACAAGUCAUGGUCCUUUCUAUCGAGGACGGUGUUACCACCGUAGCCAUGUCACCCGAUGGCCGCUUUGUGGCUGCUGGAUCUUUGGAUAAGAGUGUCCGAGUCUGGGACUGCUCCAGUGGAUAUCUCAUUGAACGAUUGGAAGGGAUGCAAGGUCACAAGGACAGUGUCUACUCGGUAGCAUUUUCGCCGAGUGGACGAGAAUUGGUCAGCGGCAGCUUGGACAAGACCAUCAAGAUGUGGGAACUCACCCCACAACGAGGACUGAUCCCAUCGGCGCAGGCCAAGGACGGUAAAUGCAUCCGGACAUUCGAAGGACACAAGGAUUAUGUGCUCUCGGUUUGUCUUACCCCUGGUGGAGAAUGGGUCAUGUCCGGGUCGAAAGACCGGGGCGUGCAGUUCUGGGAUCCAAACACUGGCAACGCACAGAUGAUGCUUCAGGGACACAAGAACUCGGUCAUUUCGGUGGCUCCUUGUCCGACCGGACACUUGUUCGCUACCGGAUCAGGAGACAUGAAGGCUCGUAUCUGGCAAUAUACCACCUGGAGAGGAGCGCAUCAAGGCAUCUAGGGGAGGUCUGAGAGGGGAAUGAGUAUCUUUUCGGACUCCACUACCGCGGAGGACUGGAGUGGGGGGCAGAGCACCGAACAGAGCACCGAUCACAGCCUUAUGUCGCUGAGGUCUCUCAGUGAGGAGAUGCGGAAUCUUAACCCGGAUGAGCCAGGACCAUCAAAGAAGGGUAAGGGUCCAAAGAAGGGAAAAUUUAUGGAAUAUUCGUGACUCGGUUUAUUGGGUUAUGGUUGGUUGAAAUGUCGGCGAGGUGUAUUGGGCUGCGCUUCUUUGCUGUGGCAGGCAAAGGCCUUCAGGGGCGAGACACAGAGGGGCCGCUUUUCUUGGGGAUGAAAUUUGAUUUUGUUGCUUUGCGUC